This is a messenger RNA of Trichomycterus rosablanca, 2353 nucleotides long. RefSeq names its product cartilage acidic protein 1b (gene crtac1b). Bases 1 to 1890 code for a protein of 629 amino acids. The transcript is spliced from 14 exons. Lineage: Eukaryota; Metazoa; Chordata; Actinopteri; Siluriformes; Trichomycteridae. Gene Ontology annotation, molecular function: calcium ion binding. Gene Ontology annotation, biological process: axonal fasciculation. The record is from RefSeq and is a predicted model, not a curated record.
AUGACUAUGUGGAUUAUAGCACUCAGUCUCUGUGUGGUGGGUCAGGGCUGGGCUCAGCGCGCAGAACCCAUGUUUGCAUCAAUCACUCAGAGUGUUCUGCCCCCUGACUAUGAGAACAACCCAACACAGCUGAAUUAUGGUGUGGCUGUCACAGAUGUGGAUGGUGAUGGAGACCUGGAGAUGUUUGUGGCUGGGUACAAUGGUCCGAAUCUGGUGCUGAAAUACGAUAAAGUAAAGAAGACGUUAGUAAACAUUGCAGUUGACGAUCGUAAUUCCCCAUACUAUGCGCUUAGAGAUCGGCAGGGGAAUGCAAUUGGAGUGACAGCAUGUGACAUAGAUGGUGACGGGAGAGAGGAGAUCUAUGUUCUCAACACAAACAAUGCUUUCUCAGGUCGAGCAACUUAUGCUGAUAAGCUCUUUAAGUUUCGCAAUGGACGUUAUGUGGAUCUCCUAAGUGACGAGAUAAAUGAACAGAGAGAUGUGGUGAAUCGCAUGGCAGGGCGAUCAGUAGCUUGCGUGGACAGAAAGGGAACAGGACGUUAUGCCAUCUACAUUGCUAACUACGCCAGCGGAAACGUGGGGGCCCAUGCUCUGAUCGAAAUGGAUGAGAGUGCCAGUGACCUGUCUAACGGGAUCAUUGCUCUGUCGAACGUGGCAGAGCAGGCCGGAGUCAACAAAUUUACAGGAGGACGAGGGGUCGUUGUGGGGCCUAUACUCAGCGAGAGCCUUUCUGAUAUAUUCUGUGACAAUGAAUAUAGCCCCAACUUUCUUUUCCGCAAUAAUGGAGAUGGGACAUUUACAGAUGUCGCUGCGCAGGCAGGGGUUGAGGAUCCAAUGCAGCAUGGCCGUGGUGUAGCUCUAGCAGAUUUUAAUCGAGAUGGGAAAACAGAUAUCAUCAAUGGAAACUGGAAUGGUCCACAUCGCCUGUACCUGCAGUUAAGCAAUAACCGCAAACAAAGAUUCAAGGACAUUGCGUCACAGAAGUUUUCCAUGCCGUCCCCUGUGCGUACAGUUAUCGUAGCAGACUUUGACAAUGACAGUGAAUUGGAGGUCUUUUUCAACAAUAUUGCAUAUAGAGGUUCAUCUGCCAACAGGCUGUUCAGGGUGUCUCGGAGGGAACAUCUAGACCCACAGAUAGAGGAGCUAAAUGUUGGCGAUGCAGCUGAGCCACAAGGCAGAGGAACAGGAGCUGCUGUUGUUGAUUUUGAUGGAGACGGGCAGUUGGAUCUCCUGGUGACACACGGUGAGAGUGCAGCACAGCCAAUAUCUGUGUACCAAGUGAGCCAAGGUUCAUCAAACAAAUGGCUCCGUGUUAUACCACGCACAAAGUUUGGGGCUUACGCUCGUGGUGCCAAAGUGGUGGUCUAUACAAAAAAACAUGGUGUUCACACUCGUAUCAUCGAUGGAGGUUCUGGAUAUCUGUGUGAGAUGGAACCUGUAGCUCACUUUGGGCUUGGAAAAGAUGUGGCCACUAAUUUGGAGGUGUACUGGCCAGAUGGACACUCUGUGGCCAAGCCAUUGGAGCUUACAGACCUCAACACGGUUAUGGAGAUCGCUUACCCACUGCCUGAAGAGGAGGUGACCCCAUCACCAGAGAUUGAGUGUGGACAUGGAUUGGUUUUAAAUGAAAAUGGCAGAUGCAUUGAUCAGGAUGAGUGUACACAGUUUCCCUCUGUGUGUCCUCGUGAGCGUCCUGUCUGUACCAACACUUAUGGGAGCUUCAAGUGCCGUGCAAAGAAGUGCAACCAGGGAUUUGAGUCCAACGGUCGAGGCACAGCAUGUGUGGCUCAAGUUGCAUAUUUUGAGGGAAAUAGAUCUUCUGCCUUCAGACUUUGGCCUUCUCACUUCUGCUCACUUUCUCUAACUCUGCUUGUCCUACUCACUGCCUGACACACUGUUCGCUCUCUUCUUUCAUGUGACAAUUUUACCUUCUCACCUGUGCACUGACAGUCCCAAGACGUAUGAGUCAACUGUGUAAUGAACUCUCUAUGGACUCCCAACUGUCUUCUAAUUAUUACUAUUGCAACUCCAUUCCAUUUCAGAUACAGUCGAUGUAAAGUAGACACGGUGCAUGCCCAGAGGAAGCUACAGGAGGUUUGAAAAAAAAAAACUUCAUAUUUUUUAAAGUAAAAAGCAAAAGCCAAAAUGACUACAAGAAGCUUAAGCAUUAAAAUAUAUGUAAUAAAUUGCUGUAUCAUUUAAUAUAUAGUCUAUAAUGCACUAAUUUGAUGUUUUUUUAUUAUUGUUUUUUUUUUUUUUAUUUGGUUGUGGUGAUAAGAUAUUAUAUGGACAUAUGUUUAAGAAGAGAGCUUUGGGUAAAUGCUGCUUGCAAUUUAUUAAAAUAAUAAAACAC